UGCGCAUCUUGUGAUUCUUGUUCUACUGGUGCUUCAGAUCCAGAUGGGCCAUGCAGAUGCCAGUGCGGAAGGUGAUCUUGCCCUUGGGUUGGACGAUGUGCAGCUUGGAGAAGAUGCGGCCAGCGUCAGGGAUCCUGAGACUUCACCACGAUGUCUUACCAACAGCAGCAGUGCAAGCAACCCUGCCAGCCUCCUCCUGUGUGCCCACCCCCAAAGUGCCCAGAGCCUUGUCCUCCUCCAAAGUGUCCUGAGCCUUGUCCUCCUCCAAAGUGCCCUGAGCCUUGUCCUCCUCCAAAGUGCCCUGAGCCUUGCCCUCCUCCCCCAUGCCAGCAGAAAUGUCCUCCUGUGCAACCUUCUCCACCAUGUCAGCAGAAGUGCCCACCCAAGAGCAAGUGAGGGAUGGUUUCAGCAGCAUCGGGAACAAGAGAAGAGAAGUGAAUGUCUCUCCUCUACCUCCAGAGCAACAUGCCCAUCUUUUCUUCAACGUCUGUCAUGGAUGCAGAAGAAUAUUCCCCACCCUUCU
This is a messenger RNA of Meriones unguiculatus (Mongolian gerbil), 523 nucleotides long. RefSeq names its product small proline-rich protein 2D. The transcript has 2 exons. NCBI's taxonomy places the organism in Eukaryota, Metazoa, Chordata, Mammalia, Rodentia, Muridae. Gene Ontology annotation, cellular component: cornified envelope. The record is from RefSeq and is a predicted model, not a curated record. Bases 151 to 396 code for a protein of 81 amino acids.